Toxorhynchites rutilus septentrionalis is the source of this 3091-nucleotide messenger RNA. Its product is annotated as ATP-dependent RNA helicase DDX54-like. NCBI's taxonomy places the organism in Eukaryota, Metazoa, Arthropoda, Insecta, Diptera, Culicidae. The coding region runs from base 625 to 2982 and encodes 785 amino acids. The transcript is spliced from 3 exons. Gene Ontology annotation, cellular component: nucleus. Gene Ontology annotation, molecular function: RNA helicase activity; ATP binding; RNA binding. The record is from RefSeq and is a predicted model, not a curated record.
AUUUAAGGGUGACCGGAAUAAAUCGCCACAGUAAACAACUGCAACAGAAACAACCGCUUAGAAAAAGUGUAGUAGGCUAGAAAUAUUUGGCGCGGGAAAAACAUCAUGUGCCUCACAUUUCUAUUAUAAAUUUAUUCUCUUGUUCUCGUUUUUCGAAAUUUAUUCUGAGGACAAUGUAAUGGGGACGAAGUCCCCAUUUGGCGAGGAUAAGGAAUCGAGGCGGCCCAUGCCGCCAAGAUGACGCAAUCCGAGUCCACCGCCGACCCGCCGUCGGAAGCGGCGGUGUCUCGCACGCAAACCUGGGAUCCACUGAUUGCCCGGUUAGUUUGAAACAUAGGAUACGAUCCUUUAGCAAUGUCCGACCGAGCUCUAGCGAGCGUCGGACGGUAUACGUCUGCCCGGGGCGUUACGUUUGCCUGGGGCGAUACGUUUGCCCGGUUAAUUCUUGUUUUGAAAUACAAUACCGCGCCACAAUAUUUAUAGCCUACUACACAUUUUAUAAGCGGUGGUUUCUGUUGCAGUCGUUUUCUGUGGCGAUUUAUUCCGGGAACCAGAUUUAAGUUUAAAAUAGUGUGAAAUAUAUAUUGGUGUUUAUCAUAUUACCUGUACACGACACAUGCCACAAUGGACACUGAAGAUCCGAAUAUAGUGCCAGGGUUUUCGGUUGAAAACGUAGACAUUGAUUUCGACGAUGAUGGAGCGGCGAAGAAGGGCAAGAAAAAGAAAGGAGGUGGAUUCCAGGCCAUGGGUCUCAGUAUGCCGGUUCUGAAGGCAAUCCUGAAGAUGGGUUACAAAAUGCCAACACCAAUUCAGCGCAAAGCAAUUCCACUGAUUAUGGAAGGACGCGAUGUGGUGGCCAUGGCAAAAACUGGCUCCGGUAAGACCGCUUGCUUCCUUAUUCCGCUGUUCGAAAAAUUAAAGCAACGGGAAAUUAAAAACGGUGCGAGGGCACUUAUCCUGACACCUACGAGGGAGUUGGCCAUACAGACGUUCAAAUUCAUCAAACAGCUGGGCAAGUUCUUGGAUUUGAAGGCAAUUCUGGUGCUGGGCGGUGAUUCGAUGGAUUCACAGUUCGCAGCGAUCCACACUUUACCCGACAUAAUUGUAGCCACUCCUGGCCGCUUCCUCCAUCUCUGCGUUGAGAUGGAUCUAAAGUUGACAUCCAUUCAAUAUUGUGUGUUCGAUGAAGCGGAUCGGUUGUUUGAGAUGGGAUUCGAAGAGCAGUUGACGGAUACGCUGCGUAGACUUCCGGAGGCCAGGCAAAUGGUGCUGUUCAGCGCAACACUACCCAAGCUGAUGGUGGAGUUUGCGAAGGCUGGUUUGCGAGAGCCAACGUUGAUUCGACUGGAUGUUGAAAUCAAAAUUCCGGAGACAUUAGAUUUUAGGUUCAUCUACUGUAGACCGGAUGAGCGCUAUGCCACGCUGUUGGUUUUGUUGAGAGAGGUGAUUCCGAAGAAUAAGCAGAUUGUUCUGUUUGCUGGUACCCAACAUCACGUGGAGCUGAUUUCAUUGAUUCUCACAAAGGCAGGAAUUCCGAACACGUAUGUGUUCUCAAGUCUUGAUGCUUCUGCGCGCAAAAUUAACACUGCCAAGUUUACAAUGAAAAAAGUCAACGUAUUGGUGGUGACAGAUAUUGCAGCCCGCGGGUUGGACAUUCCUACGCUGGAUUACGUAGUUAAUGUUCACUUUCCGGGAAAGCCUAAACUAUUCAUCCAUCGAGUUGGACGAUGUGCCCGCGCUGGACGACACGGAACCGCGUUCAAUAUAUUCUCCAACGAUGACAUUGCUCACAUGAUAGAUUUGAAUAUGUUUCUCUCUCGUCCGCUGGAUGUGCACGACAGUCAAACGAUUGGAUUGGCUCCGCCGGAUUUGGUGGAAGCGGAACAUCAGCUCGUGCUGGAUUACGUCAAGCACAAUGAUCUUGCAACGAUCUUUCGAGUCAGCAACAAAGCCUACAAACAGUACAUAGCCACACGACCGUCGGCAUCGGCCAGCUCAAACAAGAAGGCGAAACUUUUCAAACUGGGAGAGAUGAAAGUGUUGGAGGACUUCAAGAAAUCCCCGGAAAAGGAUCCUGUUGUCGAGCAGAAGGUAGUGAAGAAGGCCACCAAAAAGGCGAAGAAAAUGUUGGAAUCAAAAAAACAACCUUCCGAGGAUCCGAAUGAUUUCAGAAACAACUUUUUGGCUCAAAUGAAAAACUUUCGUCCGCAGACAACCAUUUUUGAGCUGAAUCCAAAAUCCAAUUCAAAGGAGCUGUUGGUUAUGGCUGCAAAACGAGGGAAAGAUGGCAUCAAAAUUGAAAAGCACAAGCGCAAAUUGGAAGAGCUGGAAAUGGAAGAGCAGAAAAAGGCCAUAGCCAGCAUGCAGGAGGAAAAACCUCUGCCGAAAAAGAAAAAGCAAAACCCAAUCAAAGAUGAGCAGCACUACAUCUCGUACCAAGCGAAGGAUCAAGUCGAAGAGAACGGCUAUUCGGUGAACAAUUUUGCCAACGAAGCGAAUUCGGCGGAACUAUCCGUGAUCGGUGAUACGGCUGCCGAUCAAAAGUUCCACCAGCGGCUGCAGAAGUGGGACCGCAAAAAGAAGAAGAUGGUCAACGUUGAGAACCCGAAAGCUGGCAAAAUUCGAACGGAACAUGGGGUGUGGAUUGCGGCGUCUUACAAGACCGGAAGAUACGACAAAUGGAAGGAGCGCACGAAGACGGAUGAGCAGACCGGGCGACAGCAGCAAGACAGCGAUGGCAGUGACGAUGAGAGUGCUCUGCCGGUUCAGAAACGAGACUAUCCGCAUACCCACUGGGGACGGCACAAUGCGAAGAUGGAUCUGAAGAAGAGACAUGAUUUGGACCUGAAAUCGGCGGAUCAAAUCGUGAAGCAGCGAAUGCAAAAGGAAACAAAGUUGAUGAAGGAAAAGGCGGCGAGAAUGAAAAACUUGCAACGCAAGAAGAAAGCACUUAGUCGUCGCAAAGCCAGUGGGAAAAAGUGAUGAGAUUUUUUUUAAAUUGUGGAGUGAUCAAUACAUGUACAGAGAACAAUAUUCAACAGAAUGUAUUUUUCUUAAUCCGAAUAAGAGAAAUAAACUCAACAAAUAUUGA